This is a messenger RNA of Dermacentor silvarum, 1222 nucleotides long. RefSeq names its product ATP synthase mitochondrial F1 complex assembly factor 1-like. The record is from RefSeq and is a predicted model, not a curated record. Gene Ontology annotation, cellular component: mitochondrion. Gene Ontology annotation, biological process: mitochondrial proton-transporting ATP synthase complex assembly. Lineage: Eukaryota; Metazoa; Arthropoda; Arachnida; Ixodida; Ixodidae.
CGAGCCACUAAGUGAAAAUAACACGUCCGUUAUUACGACGUCCGUGCAGUCCGUUUUCGAGCAUGUGCAUGUCUUUGGUGCAGUUUCUUGGUGGGGGCUGUGUUGCCUAGCGCUUCAACCGGCAUGUUUACUGCGUACUGUUAAAUUACUGCUUGGACCUAAAGUCGCCGUUUUAUGUUUUCUUUUCUUCUCGUCGCGAUGGCGUUCUUCAGACCGGCGUGGCGAUUCAUGCUCCAACGUCUCAGCGGCGGAGUCUCCAACCGAAGCGGGCGCGAACUGACGUCGGCGGUACAGGCCACGAUACUGGCGCGACCGCUUAGCAGCGAAUCCGACCGUCAAGCCGCCGCGUACAGCCGCAACCCGUUCUACAGCAAAUACGCCGACAAGAUUCGAGAGCUGGAGCGUCGAGAUCCCGAUGCUCUGAAACGUCGUCAGGAAGAGGUAUCUAGACGGAAGAACACGACGAACGCGUCUUCGAGCACGGAGGAAGCGGUACCCAGCAGGAACGGCUCCGACGACGUCGUCGCUCGCGAAGACAGCCGUGCCACAAACCGCAACGAAAAGGUGCUACAGCCGGAACCGAGCUACGUGCGACCCUCCAAAUUCGACGCGGAUACGAUACGAGAACUGCGUUCGCGCUGCGAGACGGUCUCCGACCUCACGGACGCCUGGAAACGCUUGCACGGCGACAGAGACGCCGUGUGCGCCGUGAUCCCUGCUUCGGUGUACGAAAUGAUCCGCGAGCGAGCCAAGGACUACCCGGUGUUCCUCUACCCGUUGCCGAGGAAAGCCGGCGGCUACGAGUUUGUGCUGUCGCAGUUCUUGGGCGACCGGUGUCACAUGACGCCGUUGGCCAGCUACCAGCGACACGGCAGCGAGGCACCGGCGUGCCUCGCGCUGAGCUACUGGACGCAGCUGGCUUCGAGGGAGGACGGGGCCGUGGUGCUGAUGAGCGGGGAGUACGACUCCAAGGUUAUCGGUCCGACGGAGGCGCAGUGCCUCGUCAAUCAGUUGCAGCUGUACUACGGCGGCAACGAACUGAAGAAGAAGCUGCUCCUGUGGAACUUCAACCGCGAAGCACGGUCGUUCAAUUACGAGGCGCUUAUCAGGGAGUUCGAGGCAUCGGCGACGCGGGAAGAUUCCUCAGUGAGACAGAGUUGAAAGCACUGUAAUAGAAUUCACAACUUGCGAAGAGACAGUGAACACGUAGAUCUUGAAUUGG